Enterobius vermicularis (human pinworm) is the source of this 444-nucleotide messenger RNA. The record is from the annotation of a GenBank genome assembly. Lineage: Eukaryota; Metazoa; Nematoda; Chromadorea; Rhabditida; Oxyuridae.
AUGGCGUUACCAGACGACGUAUCAGUUUGCGUCACUUUUCAAGUUUUCAUGUGUAGUGGACCUUCAAGCCUUUCUUCUGAUGCAAAAGAAGAUGAAGCGGUAAGCGUCGAUCAGUCUCUUAAACGCAACUUAAUGACCAGAAUUUCAACUGUACGACAGUCACUACCUGUCAGUGAAAACGAAACAUCAGUCACUUGUCGCUUCGUCUAUAAGGGAAGGCCUCUCACCGUUGGCUUAGAACCUACGCAAUCGCUCGGACGAACGGACAAACAAACAAAUCUAAGUUUGGGCGCACCUGCAAAAGAUAGUGAACGAAGCAGUUUGGGGAAAGUAAAAAACUCUGGUGUGCAGUGCUUUUAUUUUGGUAAGUUAAUAUUUCAUCCAACAUUUCUACGUUCCCUUAAAAUUGCUUUGCCGGAACCAGAAGAUUUUGUCGAAUUCUAA